AUGGCAUCUUCAGCUCCGGCUCCAUCAUCCAACCUCGAAUCGCUGCCGCCUCGACCCCCGACGCCUCCACGGGAAGCAGGCAAGGAGAGCGACCUCUCAGUCAAAACCAUUCUCACCCGCGCUUCUUCGUCCGACCCCCAGGACAGCCUUCAGACUCCUCCAGCCGCCAACACCCCGACGUCGACUGAUGUCCCCGACUCCAAGUUGAUGUCAAGCAGGGCGAGGAAGAAGGUCGUCUGGUCGGCACACACCGAAUAUAAGGAUCCAAUUGACUAUCGGUCAAUCGAAAAACUCCACAAGUCGUCUCCUCUCUCUGUUCCUUCACCCACGUCGAAGCCCAUCAAAGGCAUUCUCAAACCGUCCUCGUCUCCGACCCCACGCACACUGUCGUCUGGUGGAGAUUUUGAUUUGGUAUUGGGCCAGCCUAACAUAAUCGAAAUGUUGGACUCAACAAUAAAGCAACUGGCUGGUUCCGACCGGGAUUCGAAACUCGAUGCAUACAUGGUGCUCUCUAGGGCUUUGAAAGCCUCCAAUAAUCUCCCCGACCGAGUUGCCCUUCAAGACAAGAUGAGCCUGUUCAUGCAGUUCAUUCAGCGUGAUAUCACAUCAAAAACCGACACGGGAGCUCUCGAUUCUUCGCUAAUAAACCACGCCCUGACACUUCUCGCCACGUUUCUUCACUUUCCUGCCAUUGCCUCGACCCUCACAUCCGACUUUGGAAUAUUCGUCAUCGACCACUCUGUUCGUGCGUUUGAGGAUGCCAGCACCCCCAAAGAUGUUGUACGGCAUCUGAUGCAAGUUGUUGCCUUUCAAAACUUUUCGCCCAAGGUGAUGACAUCUGAUCGAGUGGGACGCCUGGUGACUGCGCUGCAUCAUAUAGAGGGCCACCUCAAAGGCAAAAGUAUUGUCAUGAGUCGGAUACACAUAUAUAAGCGCCUUGUCAAACAGGCACGCUUGCAUAUGGUUACUCAUUCAAACUGGCUUAAGGAUAUGCUCUCGGAUAUGCUAAGUACCGUCAAGGAUAUUCGAGCUCAAGCAAUCAGCCUUGCGACUGAGGCUGGGUUUGCUCUACGUUCCGAGAAGCAGCUUAUGCGGAAAACGAGCGAAAUAUUCCAAACAACGAAUGACGAUCAAACAUAUAUCGAAUUUUAUAUUCACAGGCUACAAGAAAUGCUCAAGGACAGGACAAGCGCUUCGGCUGUACCGCAGAUAUGGAGUGCCAUCAUUCUUUUCAUGCGGUGCCCGCUGGAGAGGUGGCAAUACUAUGGCCCUUGGCUAACUCUUGCCCAAUCUGCCUUCAACAUGGCAGAUGCUUCCACAAAACAGGAAGCAAAUUUUGCUUGGAAUCGGUAUAUCUACCUUACCCUGGCCGAUAGCAAAAGCACCCCCAAAAUACUAGGAACCCUCUGUCAGCCUCUCCUCAGUCAACUACGGAGACGAGCAAAUCCUAGACAGCUAGAAGAAGCUGUGAAGCUCCAAAGGACAGUCAUUGGCGGCAUAUGCAAUCUCUACUAUUAUGCGUUCGCUCCAGGGAAUGAUAAGUUCUCCCCUGAUUCAAUAUGGGACGUUGCCGUUGAGCCUGUUUUAUCACAGCUUAUUGGUUUGGAUGGCAAGCCUGAAAUUCCGGGAGAUUGUCUCAUGCAGGCUGGUCGUAUCUUGGCGAAUCUCCUGGAUGUGGCUACACCUCGCAUGUGGAGACAAGAUCGUAUCAUGGAGACACCGCCAGCAAACCCAGAUGAACUUCCACCCUUGGAUUCGAAAUGGGUGAGGCGAAACUGUGACAAAGUCUUUCGAACGGUUAAUCCUCUUCUGGAAAAAAGGUUCCUUGACCUGGCCAAUAAAGACUCGUUGGUAUAUCGCUUGUGGCAUGCCUUGGUCGGGUCAAUUGCCGCGGCAUCAGCAAAGGAUAUCAAAGUGUCGGAAGAUACUGCCAAGUUCUUUGCUUACGCAUUUGGCUUGUUGUCUAAGGUGUGGCUAGCGGGAAUGCCUUCAGAUGGCAGCUUACAUGCUCCGGCGUUUCUCUCAAGCGUCAGGAACUUCAUCGACAUUCUCGUCAAGGCACUCGGCAUCCUUCCCUUUACAGAAAAGAAACUCGCCAUGACAGUAGGCAACACUUUCGAAUCCAUUGCAACACCAUCUCACAAUCAGAGUCGAUCAAGCUCUCCGGGAAUCAUUCGGACCCCUCUACAUCACCUCUUCUCAAUGCUCUCUUCUGUCCCUCCAGGCGUCACCGAUGACGAAGCCUUGUCCGACUUUUUUCUUUGCGUGUUUGAACCUUUUUUUAACGGCAAAGCGACAAAAGCGCGCCUGGAGCUGGCACACGAGCUCCUGCAACUACUGCCUAGAGAGUCAUCAUCCCCGUAUGGACCAUGGCUGUUAGCUGCACAGAACUUGUCUCUAUCUCUUGAUAAUGGCGAACCUACAUCCAACUUGGCGGGUAGCAGUAAAAUACUAGGACCAAAGUAUCGAGACAUUACUUCCUUGCUUGAACGCGGGCUCGUCGGAUACCCUCAGCUUCCGUUAGAUCGAUGGUUCUCGCUAUUUGAGCGACUUUCCGAAAACGUAGUUGAGCAACUCGGCGAUGCUGGGCGUGCUCUUGUUGUUGUCGAACCCCUGGCCAAGGCCCUACUCGACUGUCUUGAAAAUGGCAGCACAAACCCCCCAUCUGCAACUUCUCUCAAAGCAAUCCGCGCGCUUUUCGAUGUUGCCAAGCUUCCGCGUGAUCGGACUGCUCUGAAUACUACUCGGCAGCGGUUAUGGGGGACGUCUCUGGCAGCCACACGAGCAGUUUCACUAGAUCCAUUUGACAACCUUCAUAAACUCGGUAAUCAGGCUCUGGGGACUUUCUACAGCAAGAUUUCCCUGUUCGACUCCAAUACUGAGGUUAUACCUUUGAUUGAGAGCAUUGAAAGCUUUUCGGUCAGAUGCUUCCCUCAACUGGGUGUCAAGGCCUUUACGAAUAUCCAGGCUAGCCUGUGUUUAUGGAUUGAGGAUGACAAAUCUUGCUACGAACAUGACGAAGAAUCACUACUAUCAAAGGCUCUCAUUCAUAUUUGGAAUCGAAUAACUGCGGAACUUGCGGGGCGAGAACAACUGACGAAGGAUGAAUUUGAUCAAAUGGAACCUCUCCUAACCUCUGCUUUCAAGAGCAAGCUGCCCACUAUUGUUGACAAGACGAUAGACCUGUGGAAUGUGCUUGCCAAGGACGAAGAGCAAGUGUCUUGCUCUGACAGCUUAAAAUCUGUCGCUUCAGAAGCAGGAUCAAAGAAACAACGUAUGGGAUUGGGAGAGACUGGGAAGAUUGGUGGUGCAUUCGGUGCUCAGGCUCCUCCUUCCAAUCGGCUACCAGACGAAACAAUCGUUGUGCUCUCAUCAGAUUCUUCUCGUUUGGAUGCUGAGCCAGCUUCAGGCAGAAGGACAGCCACCCGGAUGUCGGCUCGGAAACGUCGCAUGGAAGAGACUCCUGAGCCAAGCCGCACAAAAUCAACCAAGCGAACUAGCACUCCUAGACUCCGCCAUGACAACUCUCAGGUCCAGUUUACUAUUGUUGCAUCAUCGUCUCCGGUUCCAGCAGACGGUUCUCAGCACCUCACGGAGAGACAAAAAGAAGUCCGGGAAAGGCAGCGUGAAAAUGAAAAUAUCUACUCGGAUAUGCGAACAAGCUCCCCAUCUCUCGCCAAGGAAGACUCGACCAAACCGGUUGAAACAUCAGCCACUACUGAUAACCAGGCUGGAGAGACAACCCCACGUCGUGCUACGUCCUACGAUAACCUAGUCACCUCAACACCAACUCCUAGGCGAGGCCAACCUGUGCACGUGGACGACACCGAUCCUCCGUCUUCGCCUCCCGUACCGCGACCAUACCCGCUUCUCUCAGAAAUUCAAUCUCGAUCUAGGAUUAGCUCCCUAGAUAGCCUAGAUAGCUGGGAGUUUUCAUCACCUCCUGGUUCGCCGGUCCCUGGUGACCAGGAGGCAAUAUCGGAGGUUCAGUUACCAGGAGAGAAGCCAGCCGGCAAGGCCAACGAGAAGGCAGUAACAAAAACUAAAGACUUUGUUACCAGCUCGAGAGACGUUAUUCCAUCCAGCUUUAUAGAAAGGGAAUCAUCAUCAGACCUGACGGAUUUGUCGGAUAGAGAUGUCUCCUCAUCGCCAGAACCACCGCGGCUUCUCGAAACCCCAACCAAGAAACGGCUGUUACGUGAUGCCGCCGCUGUAGAGGAAAGUCCAAGGUCGGGAGAUGACGAGUUUGUCGACGCUAGGAGCAGCCCUGAAAAGCCCAUCUUUCCACAGGUUAACGACACGUCGUUCGCCCUCAGUGAAGGAGACGAGAGCCGAAUGAUGAAACUUGCGGAUGAAAUCGAAUCGGGUGGCGGCGUCGGUCUACAAGAAAAUGCCGAGGCUGAGGACAGCUCUGAUGAGCGUUCCAGCGUGCAGUCCGAAGAACCUCAACCGCCCUCGCCCCCAAGGACUCGCAGGGCAGCUAAGCGCGCCACUCCUGCGAUCAUUCCCUCCACUCCUGCGAGAUCUGUUGGUGACGGUGAGGGUGGUGGAAGCAAAAGAAAGAGGAAGCGAUCAGGGUCGCGGCAGAGCGAGAGCCGUUCGAAGAAGCAACGAUCCGAAGCUGUGAAAGAAGUCGAAGUACCAGUGGUGAGCGAGAACGAACCUGCGUCCAUAGGAAUGGAGACUAGGGGAAGUGCUCGAAGACAACGCCAGCAACGCCAGCGAGAAGACAAGACCAACGGUUCGCAGAAACGAUCCAGCAAGCGAAAUAGGAAGCGCCGGGGUGGGGAUACGGACGACGAGGUGGUGUCACAGCUGGAGAAGGAAUCAGAUGCAGCGGCUGAGAGCCAGGAAGCAACCAGGGAUGCAGAAGAAGAAGAAGGAGUACCUAGCACCAAGGAUGAGCCGCAUCAACUGCCAGGGAAUAUGGACGUCGAUGCGGAUGCAGCUGCGAACGCUACAGUGGUGGACGAAGCGGAAAGCGAGCCGCCGCGUGCAGAGGAGGAAAAGAAGGCAAAGGCCCUGACGAUCAUGGAAACAUUACAAAACAGUCUGGAGCAGCUACGCCAGGUGGCUCUGCCCCGAAGCGAAGUAUACAAGAUGGAGGACAUGUUGAUGGAUCUGAAGCGAGAGUUGUUUGAAGCAGAAAGACGAGGAAGGGACAGCACCUAG
This is a messenger RNA of Trichoderma virens Gv29-8, 5172 nucleotides long. RefSeq lists its product as uncharacterized. Gene Ontology annotation, biological process: telomere maintenance. The record is from RefSeq and is a predicted model, not a curated record. Gene Ontology annotation, cellular component: nucleus. The coding region runs from base 1 to 5172 and encodes 1723 amino acids. The transcript has 2 exons. Lineage: Eukaryota; Fungi; Ascomycota; Sordariomycetes; Hypocreales; Hypocreaceae.